AUGCCAGGGGCCCCGCCACCACCCUUGCCUGUGGAAGGGGCCCUGGCGCAAUCCUGGCCCAUCUCUACGGGCCUCGACUCCACAUUUCAGUACAACAUCCCGCUCAGUUUUAUCAAAGGAGUGGAAGCGCUGCGGGUGCUGGUGUGCCCCGUGUGCGGGCGGCGGUUCGAGGGCAAGAACCAGGCCAAGCGGUCCAAGCUGGAGAGCCACCUGCGGACGCACACGGGGGAGCGGCCCUUCCACUGCCCGCACUGCCCCUACCGCGCCACCUUCAAGUGGAACCUCAAGGCGCACGUCCGGAGCCGCCACGAGAGGGACUUCCUCCAGAGCGCGCCGCCCUAG
Molecule: messenger RNA, 342 nt
Organism: Penaeus indicus
Lineage: Eukaryota; Metazoa; Arthropoda; Malacostraca; Decapoda; Penaeidae
Product: zinc finger protein SNAI1-like
Exons: 3
Coding region: 1-342 (113 amino acids)
Biological process (GO): regulation of gene expression
Cellular component (GO): nucleus
Source: RefSeq, a predicted model, not a curated record